Messenger RNA from Telopea speciosissima, 507 nucleotides. RefSeq names its product monothiol glutaredoxin-S10-like. Bases 197 to 505 code for a protein of 102 amino acids. The transcript has a single exon. The record is from RefSeq and is a predicted model, not a curated record. Lineage: Eukaryota; Viridiplantae; Streptophyta; Magnoliopsida; Proteales; Proteaceae.
GCCUCAAUGUAUCUUCUUCCCAACAAAACCCUUAAUCGCUUACUUAUAUUGCUUUGCCUCUUUAGAUCAGCCCAAGUGUUCAGUGUCUUCUUUACAACAAAACCCUUUUCACUCAUAUUGCGCGCUUUGGCUCUCUAGAUCUCAAUAUUUUCUUCACUACCAUUAUUGACCCCUGCAACUGCAUUUUCAAAAAAGGAUGGAUAGGGUGACAAAAUUGGCACCACAGAGGGCAGUGGUGAUCUUCAGCAAGAGCUCGUGCAGCAUGUGUCAUGCUGUCAAGAGAUUGUUUUAUGAACUUGGGGUGAGUCCAGCAAUUCAUGAGCUUGAUGAAGACUCUAGGGGGAGAGAAAUGGAGUGGGCACUCAUGAGGCUUGGGUUUAACCCUUCAGUACCUGCUGUGUUCAUAGGAGGUAAACUAGUGGGUUCAACCAAUGAUGUCAUGACUCUCCAUCUUAAUGGUUCAUUGAUACCAAUGCUCAAAGAUGCAGGUGCUAUUUGGCUUUAGUA